Melanotaenia boesemani (Boeseman's rainbowfish) is the source of this 1143-nucleotide messenger RNA. Its product is annotated as cell wall protein PRY3-like. The record is from RefSeq and is a predicted model, not a curated record. The coding region runs from base 93 to 980 and encodes 295 amino acids. The transcript has 9 exons. Lineage: Eukaryota; Metazoa; Chordata; Actinopteri; Atheriniformes; Melanotaeniidae. Gene Ontology annotation, cellular component: extracellular region.
UUCAACACAGACAGAGGAGCAGAGACUCAACCAGACCUGAACCAGGUGAGCACCGGAGACGUCUGCAAAAAGCCUUUGAAACCAAACCAAAGAUGGCAGAUGGAAGUUUUCAGAAGGAGUUCCUGGACACCCACAAUGCCUACAGGGCGAUGCACAACGCGCCACCACUCACCUAUAACAGUGAGCUGAAUGCAGCGGCCCAGAAAUGGGCCGAUCACCUGCUGAAGAAGAAUAGCCUGGGGCACAGCAACACUAAAGACGGAGAGAACGUCUACUAUAAGUCCAGCACUGCAUCUGUCAGUCCAAAAGGAAAAGAAGCUGUGGAUUCAUGGUACAGUGAGAUCAAGGAUUAUGACUUUGGUAGACCUGGAUUCCGAAGCAACACUGGACAUUUUACUCAGGUGGUGUGGAAGGACAGCAAAGAACUGGGCGUGGGCAUGGCCACUGAUGGUAAAAAGGUCUUUGUGGUUGGACAGUACCGCCCUGCUGGUAACUUCACCAAUCCAGGCUACUUUGAGAAAAAUGUCAGCCCAAAAGAUGAAAGUUUUCAGAAGGAGUUCCUGGACACCCACAAUGCCUACAGGGCGAUGCACAACGCGCCACCACUCACCUAUAACAGUGAGCUGAAUGCAGCGGCCCAGAAAUGGGCCGAUCACAUGCUGGGGGAGAACACUCUGGGGCACAGCGACACUAAUGACGGAGAGAACAUCUACUUUAUGUCCAGCUCUGCAUCUGUCAGUCCAACAGGAAAAGAAGCUGUGGAUUCAUGGUACAGUGAGAUCAAGGAUUAUGACUUUAACAAGCCUGGAUUCCAGAGCAAAACUGGACAUUUUACUCAGGUGGUGUGGAAGGACAGCAAAGAACUGGGCGUGGGCAUGGCCACUGAUGGUAAAAAGGUCAUUGUGGUUGGACAGUACCGCCCUGCUGGCAACAUCGCCAAUCCAGGCCACUAUGAGAAAAAUAUCAGCCCAAAAGAGUAAACGUUGUGCAUUUUACAGCCAAUGGCUGCAGCAGACAACAAGUCUGGUGGAGGAGAAGAAGAUGAAGAGAACCUACAACCAACCUCCUCAAUCAACAUUCAACAAUAUAUACUAAGAUGUGAAGACAUAAAACAGAACAAAUAAAACAAUGUUUAUUAAAGCA